UCAGCGCAUUUAUAAAAAUUGUCAUUUUGAUACUCAUUAUAAGACUAAUCAUGAGACAAUAUCAUUUGAAUUUGGACCAAUGUAUUUGUCAAAUCUAUGUCCUAAUAUACCUUCAGAAGUCAUAGUACACAUUUAUAUAGUGCAAUUUCCCCCAUAUAUGAAAAUGUAUCACAAAAACAAAUCAAGCUUUAAUUUAUCAACCAUCACCAAUACCUCAAACCAUAUAUUUUCUGAAACUUUAAUUCCAGAAUGUGAUAAAUUGCAUUCAUCAAAAGAGUUAAAUAUUCCAGACUUUACACCAAACAAUGAAGUUUUGCUUGGAAAAAUUAAUAUUGAAACUCAGCUUUAUUAUCCAACAACUGCCAAAUCACACAAUUUACCCAAUGGGCUCAAUCACAAUGCUAAUAACCAUAAUUUUGAUAACAAUCAGUAUUCUUUGCAUUUAAAGCAUAUGAAUGGUUUUAAUUACAAUGAUUUAGUAUUACCAGGGACUUCUAAAAUAAAAAAGAUUAUGUGGAAGCUAGACAAAUUUAGGUCUAUUGUAGAUUCUCUCCUAAGGUUUCCUAAUUCAAAUCAUUCCUCCCAUAAAAUCAAUAUUAAUCAUGAAUAUUUAAACAAUCAAAAUUUGGCAUUAAAAUUUGUAGCUUUCCCACUUUUUAAUAAACUGGAGGAUAAUAUAGAUGAAUUUCCAUUUUCCAGUCUGAAUAAUAUCCACUUCACUAAUUCAAAUCAGGAAAAUGCAUUUGUCCCAUUAUGCCACCUUGAAGGAAAUAACCAAAAUAAUAUUAUCCAAAAUAACUUUAGGCUAAAAAAUCUCAUUUCUCCACAAAAAGGCCUUUCACGACCUAAUGUGAUAAUAAAUGGUUACGCCAAUAGAUCAAAACUACCCAGAAGACAAACCUUCAAUAAUGAAACUUCACGUUUAGGCAAUAAUAAUAAUAAUAUUUUUAUCGAAAAUUGCGAAUAUUCGCACUAUGAUAGUUACAAUGGUUAUUCUAGGCCUCCAGUUAUAAAUGAUCCUCAAAGUUUUGCCAACACCACACAAUAUAGCAAUAAAAAGCUAAAAUUAUCGAAACAAGACCUUAGUUACACCGCUUUCGUUGACUUUUCUCAUUUAUUCUCCAGUUUUUCAAAUUUUGAAGACAUGACAAAUUUUUCUCAAAAAGAGUUUAUUGGCACCAAAUCGAAUAUAAGGCUAAAUCAGCAUGUCCCUGGGAUAUCCACAUAUGGCACAAGAUCUAAUAAUAGUGUAAAAUUGUGCUUCAUUGAAAAUCCGGAUAUAUUUAUCAACUUUAGAUAUGGUAUCAUGGGAUGCCCCUUGAUAAAAAAUAGCGAUUUAUAUCAACCAGAGACGAAUGUUUACACCAAAGAUAACGAUUAUUUAACGAUUAGAACAGAGAGGAAGAAUGGAUAUAUCAAAGCAGAGGAGUCCAACCAUUCGCUUGAAAUAGACAAAUCUUCAAGCCUCAAAAAAAAAAAACUAUCCAGCCUUAAAUUUGGAAGGGAAGCUAGGACUUUGCGCUCAUCCUUAAAAAUGAUUAGCUAUCCCACUAUCCUUCCAAAGGUCAAAGAUUCUUUUAAAAAACUUCAACAAAUUAAAUCGGAUAGUUAUGAUAACUUAACACCAGAUCCCAAGAAUAUGAUGACACUUCACUUAUCUAGCAGUAUACACAAUUAUUUAGAAACUGACUUAAAACAAAAAUUGGUACCAUACGAGAAUAACCCUUCUAUUCCUUACCCUUUACCCAACGACGCCUCCAAAAUUUUUGCCGAAAAAAAAACCCGAACAAGAAAAAAAUGCCAACCAUUACCAUCACUAUAUAAUCCAAAUAACCCAAAUGAUAAUGAGAAGAAUCAAUCGGAAGAACGAAAGCUCCGUUGGCUGAAGGACGAGCAACGUUUACUCAACCAGCAGUUACCACCGUCCCGUAAAAUAGUGCUACAAUUCGAAUUGUUAGCUACUAAUUCUUGCCCUAAUGCUAAUAAGAGAACAUUGAGAGAUGGGGAAAGGGAAGAUGAUAUCAAAUUUCUUCCCGAUAAUUACGAAAAUUGUUGCCCAUUGAAAAAGGAAGAAUGGCAAGAUGACACUUAUCCAGUAGCAAUAAACAUCGAGAAUUCGGAAGGUGACUCCAUCAUCACUCCCAUCCGCAAUAAUCAUAUUCAAACUGUAAUUUCUAAUAGUGCUGCCUUGAAAUGUCCUUGGUGUUAUACAUUGUGUAUAGAUUUGUACGCCUUCCUCAAGCAUUUUAAUCUAUUUCAUUUUCGUUUUCGUUACUAUUUACAGAUUGAGGAAGCAUUAAUAGUAAUACGGGUCAUAGUAAACGAAAAUUAUCAAUCUACCCACAAGGAAGAUUUAUCGAAUUUCAUGAUGACUUCGGGACUUAUUUCACACAAGGGCUCCUCAUUAUCACCAUCUCAUCACAGGAUCUAUAAUGUUUUACCGUUUACCGAAAUUUUAGCUUUCAAAUCUAAUCGACCCAAAUACUGUAGAAAUUUAAUGGAAUUUUGCGAUCCAUCGUCUUUUUCGAAUUACAAAAAUGCUUUGCAAGAAUUGAAUUCUUGUAAUCUUUUGCAUUACCCUAACCAGAUCAAAAAAGGGCACGAUAGAAUAUAUUUUAGAAGCUUAACCUACAUGCCUUUAAUGCCCGAAGAUAUCGAUUAUGACAGCGAAUCAGAGUCUAACCCACAGUGGUUGAUCGAUAAAAGAUGCAAUUUAAUCGACGACUUUACCGAUGUGGAUGAUUUUGAAAAGGAGUUUAUGAAGAUUUGGAAUCGAUUCAUGAUGAGCAAUAAAGGCAACAUGUAUCUUGGCGAAUGCCACAUGUUCGAAGCUUGCAAAAAGUUUAUAUCACUAAACAAUUAUUCUAUUCGCAGCAAAAAUUUGUCCAAGAAUUUGAUAUUCCAUUUAUGCCAAUUAUACCAUUUCGAACUCAUAUCAUCCCAACAACAUUCCCAACUUUGGAAGACAUUCACCGAUACAAAUAUUUAAUAAUCUAUAAUUAAUAACUUUUUGAAAUAAUUUUUGUAAUAAAUCGUUUAAUAAUUAUAUAUAUCUUUUAUACUUUCCUCCUAUAGAAUUUCUCAGGUAAAAAUUGUUCUUUAACCUUUUGCAUUUUGCUCAUUAUAUAAAAUAUUAAUUUUUUACCAAAAUAACUGCCCCUUUGACAUGGUCCUCUAUAUUAAUAAUACUUAGGCAUACUUUAAAAUGAAUGUUAAUUUUUCCUGCAUAAUUUUUUUUUACGAUACAAACUGUUUGUUACAUGAGAUUCACAUAUAUAUAUUAUAUUGUAAUAUAUGAUUUUU
Molecule: messenger RNA, 3303 nt
Organism: Gordionus sp. m RMFG-2023
Lineage: Eukaryota; Metazoa; Nematomorpha; Gordioida; Chordodea; Parachordodidae
Exons: 13
Coding region: 80-2989 (969 amino acids)
Cellular component (GO): nucleus; RSC-type complex; ESC/E(Z) complex
Molecular function (GO): chromatin DNA binding
Source: RefSeq, a predicted model, not a curated record